CGCGCCUAGGCUGCCGCCCUGCGCCCUCGCCGCGGCCAUGCCCGGGCCCUAGCGCGCCUGCCGCAGCCCGCGCCCCGCAGCCCGCAGCCCGCGCCGGCCACCGCCUCCUCAAUGGGCAACCUGCUCGGCGGGGUCAGCUUCCGCGAGCCCACCACCGUGGAGGACUGCGACUCCACCUGGCAGACGGACUCGGAGCCCGAGCCCGAGCCCGAGCCCGAGCCCGAGGAGCCGGGGCCGGGUGGCGGCAGUGCGGGCCCGAGGCACGAGCCCGAGCAGCCCGCGCAGUCCCCGGAGCCAGCUGAGGGGCGGCCCGGCGCCGGCUCCGCGCCGGACGAGGACGCCGAGGCGGCGGGCGCCGAGCAGAUUCAGGGGUCAGAAAGCUACAGCAGUCCCAGUUCAGUCUUCCAAUAUCCUCGGAAGGGAACAGCAGAUACAGUAGAUCCCCAUCCUACUCUGCCAAUAAACUUGUCCCAGCACAACUAUUUAAGAAUCACCCGUAUUCUUAAAAGCCUUGGUGAGCUUGGAUAUGAAAGUUUUAAAUCUCCUCUUGUAAAAUUUAUUCUUCAUGAGGCUCUUGUGGAAAAUACUAUUCCCAAUAUUAAGCAGAGUGCUCUGGAGUAUUUUGUUUAUACAAUUAGAGACAGACGAGAAAGGAGAAACCUCCUGCGGUUCGCCCAGAAACAUUACACGCCUUCAGAGAAUUUUAUCUGGGGGCCGCCUAGGAAAGAACAGUCAGAGGGAAGCAAAGCCCAGAAAAUGCCUGCCCCUCUCGCCUCCAGUCAUAGCAGUCAAACUUCUAUGCACAAAAAAUCCAAGGACUCCAAAAAUUCCUCCUCAGCUGUUCAUUUAAAUAGCAAAACAGCUGAAGAAAAAAAAGUGGCACCAAAAGAGCCUGGGGAAGAGACAGGCAGGCCCGACCAGGAGCCCAGCAAUGACGAUGCCAAGCUGAGAAACACAGAGAAGGACAGCGAUGCUGAAAAUGUGAAUUCUCAACCUGAAAAAACAGUUACUGAUCCCACAGAAAAAAAGGAGAGUGUAUCUGCUUCUGAAAAAGAUGAAGAAAGUGAAAGUCCUAAUAGAGACUGUGAAGAUCCUGGAAAUACAAGUUGCCAUGAUGUUAUACUAUUACAGUGAAUUAUCAGAAAACCUACAAGCUGGUUUAGGUAAGGGAGGAAAAAAACACUGUAUAAUGUAUCCUAAAGAACAGAGAUGAAGUCACAUUUCAAAGUUUGGCCAUCUGUUCGUGAUUUCUGUUGUAAGCAUUUUGUUGUUUGUUUUUCAUUUCGGAUGACAAUGAACUGAAUAUUUAAUAAGAAGUUUUAAGACAAGACCCAAUAAAUGAAUGUAUUCUGUAAUGCUUUUA
Messenger RNA from Propithecus coquereli (Coquerel's sifaka), 1363 nucleotides. RefSeq names its product opioid growth factor receptor-like 1 (gene OGFRL1). The transcript is spliced from 3 exons. NCBI's taxonomy places the organism in Eukaryota, Metazoa, Chordata, Mammalia, Primates, Indriidae. The record is from RefSeq and is a predicted model, not a curated record. Gene Ontology annotation, cellular component: membrane. Gene Ontology annotation, molecular function: opioid growth factor receptor activity. Bases 112 to 1134 code for a protein of 340 amino acids.